CGGAAGAGGAGGUGUGGAGUUGGAGGCGUGGAGAGGGAUGGCGCCAUUACAACCGUCUCCUCCUUCUGGUCAGGUUAAGGAUGAGAGCGCCAUGCUUGCCGCCGAAGAAGAUCUGAUUACUGUGCGUCGCGUGGGCGGCAUGGAUGGUGUCUCCCUUGUGACUAUGAAUCGCCCUGGCACGAUGAACGCUCUGACAAAGCAGAUGAGGAGCGAUCUCGCCCGUGCGUUUCGGUCGUUACGCGAGGAUCUGACAGUGCGCGCCGUGAUUGUGACGGGAUCGGGACGCGCUUUUUGCUCUGGCCUCGACCCGUCCUUCGCCGAGGAGGUGGUGAGAGACUUGGCGGCAGGCUUGAGCGACGUCGAUGAAGAUCCCGUCGCCCAGAUGGACAUGUGCGGCUUUCCGAUCAUCGGGGCAAUCAACGGUCCUGUUUUCUCUGCCGGCCUGGAAAUCGCUCUGGCGUGCGACAUUCUCGUGGCGAGUGCCCAGGCGCGCUUCGCUGACACUUCCUGCAAGCUGGGGGUCUCCCCUGGGGGCGGCAUUUCUCAGAAAUUACCCCGCUUGAUUGGCCCCAGCCGCGCGAGAGAGUUCUCGCUGACGUCAAUGAUGAUCGACGGCGUGAUGGCAGAGAGGUGGGGCCUCGUCAGCCGGGUCGUUCCCCCCGCUGACCUCUUGGAUAUGGCAAAGAAGGUGGCGGCAGCCAUAGCCAGCAAUCAGCAGAAGGUUGUAAGGCGGUACAAGUCCGUGCUCAACGACGGGUUGUCGCUCUCACUUUGCGAAGGGCUGAAGCUUGAACGGGAGCACGCGCGCGAAUACGCCUCUGAAUUGGGAGAGGAGGAACUCAAAGCCAUUCGAAUAAAACUCGACUCGUCAUCGUUAACCAAGUUGUUCUCGUCAACAACAAUACUCUCUUCUUCAGGUGUCGCGGAAGAAUGCGAGACUCCUCCCAUGGGCCAGGCAAUGUCGAGUGAAGCACGAUCGCUGUUGCAACGGCACAGCAGCUGUCCCUCCACUUCCCCGUCCCUAUACCAAUCGUCUCCCCUAUUUGGAUUCAAUUAUCCGUCGACGACUGGUUACUGUAUGAACCCUUAUUUGAAUCCCUAUUUAUCGUUCCCACAGGCGGCUGCCCAGGUGCCAUCCUCCCCUAACCCAAGUUCAGUGUCCGCGCUGUCGGCCCCAUUUCGAACCCCUCCGUCGCCGCCAGUUCCUACCUCUCAAUGGCUUGGGGCAGAGAUGCAGAGCGUUCGCUCCAAGGUGGGGGGAACGAAGGACGGCAGCAACUCAGGGAGUCCAUCGCUACGUCGGAGGAUACCGGCAGCAACCUCUGCUGUCCGAGGAGUGGGUCCCGCAGCUGCAAGCACGGUGAGCACAGCAGCUCCUGCUGCUGGGACCACAGGGGUGGGAGCAGGUGUUACCUCUUCUACAGUGGUGACGGGUGUAGCAGGAGCAGGAGGGUCAGUUGCGGCAGGAGGUAGCGCGGGGGCGCAUGUGGGGGGUGACCGAAGUGAAAGCAAUGGUGGAAGUCAAGCGGCACUGGCAGAAGAUGAUAAAAUGAAUGGACUAGCAACACCGGUAAACGGAUUUGUGGCAGUAAUUGAGAAUGGCACCGUGAAUGAGGACCUUGCAAUGGUCACUGCCAACGGCACUGCUGCAGUUCCCACAGAUGGGGGAGCUUCUGCGAGGACGGAGGAGGGUGUGGUGCUGUGCUCCGAUGACCCGGUGGUUGGGCAGAAGGAGAAUAUAGAGACCUGUGAGGCUGGGGUUGGUCUAGAGAGUAUUGCUUGCGUGAUGACCACAGCCGAGGAUCUAGUGAUGGUUGAAGCCGACAUCCAGGCAGCAGCAGACAUCCAGCCAUGCAAUCCUCUGCCCAUGCAGACUGUUGUUCAGGAGGGAUACCCCAAGGAUGGGCCCGCUGUUGACGUAUCUGACGCAGCCGUGCAAGGACCGGCACAAGAUGUGGGAACGCAGACACCAGUCUGUGACGGUGAGGGUGAUGAACGAGAGGAUGGCCAAAACAACUCUGCGUUAUCGCGAUGGUCCAGAGCUGUGGAUGGAAGCCGAUUCUGGUGGAGCGAGGAACGCGUAAUUAUGCUCCUCGAGGCUGUUCGGGACGUCAACAUGAGACUCAAGAAAAGGCGAGGAAUGGUUACCAGUGUGCGGAAAUGGGAGUGCGUUGUUGAACUUACGAAGUUCCCUCUCACUGCCACUCAGCAUGAGAACAAGUAUAACAAUCUCAAGAAACCCUAUCAGAAGUACAAACUGCAGCUCUAUCGGAGUGAAAUGGGCCUCAUAGCUGAUGAAGAGGUGGAAGAUCUUAAGAAGCCAUCCUACUAUGACGUGCUGGAGCGGUACCUAUCAGACAAGGUGAAACUGUAUCCCCCUGCACGAAAACCAGGGAGUGUGUCGAGGGGGGUUUGCCUCUUUAGUUCCCCUCCUCCACCCGCUGCAGGAAAGCCAGAAAAACUCGCUCUUCAGGUCGCACGUCCCUUGGAGAUGGCUGUGGUGGCACAGCCAUUGUCUGAUGGGGACGACGAGGAGGGCGCCGCACAUGCAAAGCAAGAUGACGUCGAUCGGAUAGCAGAUCAUGACGAAGUGACAGGCGAGGUUUCCCGAGAGACGAGUGGGAACAGCCAAGAGGACGCUACGGCUGGUGCAGCGGAUGGUGGAGGUGGAGAUGGCACAAGUGGCGGGGCAGGUGGUGGGAGCAGUGGUGCGGAUGACACGAGACCGACGAAAAGACCGCGACUUCCGUUGACGGAAACAAUUGCUCGAAAUAUCAGUCGGCUUAUCCAACAGCGGGAAAAGGAAAACAUUUUUGCUCGGCAGCGAGACCUUCAGUUUAGUCAGGAGAUAGACUCUCUGCAGAGAGAGCUUGCGAAUGCCUUGAGAGCAGCGAACGAAGAAGCGGGGGGAGGCAGAGACGGAGGGAUUGUAGAAGGAGCAAGAGAGGGGUGGGCGGUGGGAGGAGGAGGAAGUGGGGUGGAGCUGCUGACGUUUACCAGAGAAGAGAUCCAGGAGAGGGAGAAUGCUCUCAGGGAGAGAGAGAAGGAGCUGCGGGAGCGUGAGCAGGAGUUACGGGAGCUACAGCAAUUGGCAAGGGAGAGGGAGGAGAAGGUAAGAAAAGGUCUCUUGGAGAGUAGCAAUCAGAAUCUAGACAAGAUGUUGUCGCUUGUAGAGCGAAUGUAGAGCAAAACCUAGACCAGAUGCACCACCAACUUCGCUGAUGUCCAUUACAGUCCUGUUUAGUGUUGGUUCAACAAAAUUUACUAUGUAGACAUUUUGCCUACCACCAUGAUCUGGGGCGUUGACGUCAAGAUGAGCGCAGGUUUCCGCUGCUAACCUGCUAAAGGGCGCAUUGUGUAUUCCAUCCGCUUUCUCUCCAUCGCGAGUUAUGUUAUAGGUCUGGAAGAUCAAGCUUGAAGCGUCAAGCUUGAAUGGGGUGUUUGAUGUCUUGAAACUUUAAAACUUUUGCCUCAUUUGCGACCUGUUUCCAUGGCAGAGGGCCAUGCUAAUCUUCUCUCUCUGCGUCGUUCGCAUUUUAACGCAUGUCCUGGACGAGGACUUGUGCUAGCUUUUCACAAUGCCCCAAUGUCCUGGCCACUUGACCCCUUGUUGACUUGGUUGGUUGGCUGGUUGGUUGGCUGGUUGGUUGGCUGGUUGCCAGUGACGGACUAUGACGAGGUUGAGCUUAUGUCAUGUCACGCCGGGGAGUGACAGCUGAGCGGAAAACUCUGGAGCCAAUUGGGUCUAUGUUCGUUGUACCUUGGCUUCCACAAUGACUGUUCCAAUUCCUGUUUUUUAUUCUUGUGCGUGUGUGUGUGUGUGUGUUUUCAUCGCCCAGAUUCUUGAUACUUCGUCGGUGGCUGGCAGUGAUGGAUGACGAGGAGGUGGUAGGGAAGGGAUAUGGCAGGCCAAGGAGUGGCAGCGGAGCGAACACUCGGAAGUAAGGAAUGAAAAAUUGGAUUAUCGUGUGUCUAUUUCAGGGCAUAUUCACAGCAGUAGGAGUUUUUGACUUACAUCGGGACGGAAUUGAUUGUGGCGAGAUGCAUCCAGGCGCGGCCGGCCGCAAAUAGGGUCAGGUACAUUUAAGAUAUAGAGCUACUGUGAGUACCUCCUCAGCAUCAUGAGAGCUGCUUCUUAGAGAACCUGUCCUGUCCUGACAAGGAGGCAGUGAAAUAAGUGCAUCAAACAACCAAACUGUCUGUUCCGAACCCCCUUCGUCUUUUCUUUCUCACCCUCUCGUGACUACGGUUUGCAUGGCGGAACUCCAUGCUACCACAGGUUGGGGGCGCUUAAGAGGAGGUAGGUGAUUAUAGGUAGAUGCACCCCUUAGGAGAGGGAGGUGAUUAGGUUGUUAAGCCUUCUUCACCCGUUUGCUUGUUAAUCCUUCCUUCACACUCUAGUGGUUAUCAGCAGGAAGAGCUUCCGCUAUGUCGCUAUGUUGUUCUUCCGCAAAGAAUGGCUCUCGGAGACGAGCGAGAAGAUUCGAUUUGCUUGAAAUUGGUGCAAUUUGGCGGCGGACAGGCUGGUGCUGCGGCAAGACCACUCGUUCGUUGCUGGCAUGCAACGCAGUUCAUGUCAUGGCACAGUUUUUUACAAAGCUGCUGCUGCUGGUGCUGGGAGUAGGACACAUGUAUUUGAUAUUCUCCUUGGCAUGGUAUAAUGGCAGGCAUAUUCGGCGACACAUUCGGAC
This is a messenger RNA of Chara braunii, 4691 nucleotides long. NCBI's taxonomy places the organism in Eukaryota, Viridiplantae, Streptophyta, Charophyceae, Charales, Characeae. The record is from the annotation of a GenBank genome assembly.